Penaeus indicus is the source of this 1314-nucleotide messenger RNA. Its product is annotated as Kv channel-interacting protein 1-like. Gene Ontology annotation, molecular function: calcium ion binding. NCBI's taxonomy places the organism in Eukaryota, Metazoa, Arthropoda, Malacostraca, Decapoda, Penaeidae. The transcript has 7 exons. The record is from RefSeq and is a predicted model, not a curated record. The coding region runs from base 607 to 1314 and encodes 235 amino acids.
AGGUGUGUGCUGCUCUGUGCCGGGGAAGUAGCAUGUGUCUGUGUAAAUUAUUUCCGACGCGUUUGUUUGUUUAAUGGACUUCUGAAGCGGACGUGGACUUUCGUGAUUUUUAAUGGAAGUUAUUUCUCCCCCGAUUUGCGAUUCUUCUGGCGGUUUCAAGGUUAGAAUAAAGUGAGGAGAAUAAUCCCAAAAUAAAAGAGAAAAGAAAGGUAUGAUAGAUAAGAUAAUUAUCAGAAACAGAUUUAGAAAAACAGAAAAUUUCAGAGAUCGUAAACACAUUCAGUUUUACUAGUGUUUGUGGAAGUGGUUCCCCAGAGACUAAUACAUGAUAGUCUUGGCCACCCAGUGCGAGUGUGAGUAAAAACAACAGGAAAGGGGAAAAGAAGAGGAAGGAAACAAAGAAAAGAAAAAAAAAGAAUAAGAAGGAAGCUGACGGGAGAAGAUAUGAUGGAGGAGGAAGAAACCACUAUUAUAAGGUAAAUCCCAGGAAAUGAACUCCCGCUCGAAACGCAAUUCGAUAAAGUGAAAACGUAGAAAAGAAAAAAGAAAAAAAAAACUUUUUGCCUCUCUUUCUCUCCCCCACCCCCUCUUGAAAAAAAACACAAGAUGGACGCCCUAGCUCGAGAUGAACCCGACAAGAAGAAGAUUCGAGAACUUAAGCUGAAAAAGGUGUACCGCUGGUACCCCUGGCUCGAGAAGUACCGCUUUUUCAUGCUCGACUGGAUUCUGCUCUGCAUCUUUGUCAUAGACCACGACCCGGACGACAUCGAGCUGAACGUCGUGCGCUACAAGCCGGACGGGAUCGACGCUCUCGCCAGGACCACCAAGUUCAGCAAGAAGGAACUGCAGCUUAUGUACAGAGGCUUCAAGGCGGAGUGUCCGAAUGGCAUCGUAAACGAAGACACCUUUAAAGGCAUCUACUCCCAGUUCUUCCCUCAAGGAGAUGCAACGGCUUAUGCACAUUACGUCUUCAAUACCUUCGACACCGAAAAUCAGGGUUCCAUUAGUUUCGAGGAGUUCGUGACGAUCCUGUCGGAGCUGUCGCGGGGCAGCGUGACGGAGAAGCUGCGCUGGGCCUUCAACCUGUACGACAUCAACGGCGACGGAUACAUCACUAAGGAGGAGAUGCUGGACAUCGUGACGGCCAUCUACUCGCUGGUCGGCCGCAACGCCAUCCCCGCCGUCGAGGAGAACACCACGCAGGAGCACGUCGACAGGAUAUUCGAGAAACUCGACAUCAACGGCGACGGGAUGGUCACGCUGGAGGAGUUCAUGCAGACUUGCACGAGGGUGGGUGUCCUUUGCGUCUCCUAA